Messenger RNA from Dermatophagoides farinae (American house dust mite), 1339 nucleotides. It is a transcript of the gene Hpd, whose product is annotated as 4-hydroxyphenylpyruvate dioxygenase. Gene Ontology annotation, cellular component: Golgi membrane; endoplasmic reticulum membrane. NCBI's taxonomy places the organism in Eukaryota, Metazoa, Arthropoda, Arachnida, Sarcoptiformes, Pyroglyphidae. Gene Ontology annotation, biological process: L-tyrosine catabolic process. Gene Ontology annotation, molecular function: 4-hydroxyphenylpyruvate dioxygenase activity. The record is from RefSeq and is a predicted model, not a curated record.
UUUCAAAUUUGUUUUUAUAUUUCACAGAAAAAAAAAUUUAUAAAUUCUUCAAAAUUCAACAACAAUGACAUCCUAUACGGACAAAGGACCACGACCUGAACGUGGUCGUUUCAUUCAAUUCGAUCAUGUUACCUAUAUCGUUGGUAAUGCUAAACAAGCAGCAACAUAUUAUUGUGUACAUAUGGGUUUCAAACCAUUGGCAUAUAAAGGUUUGGAAACCGGUAGCCGUGACAUUGUCAGCCAUGUGGUUAAACAGAAUAAAAUUAUAUUUGAAUUUCAAUCACAAUUGAAUCCGGCACAUACGGAUAUGAGUGAACAUUUAAUUCGUCAUGGUGAUGGUGUAAAAGUGGUGGCAUUCGAUGUAGAAGAUAUUGAAUAUAUUGUCGAAACGGCACGAAAACGUGGUGGAAAAAUUGUUCAAGAAAUUCGUGAAGAUCGUGAUGAUUUUGGUUCGGUUAAAACGGCUUCUAUUCAAACGUAUGGUGAUACGGUUCAUAAAUUGGUCGAUCGUCGUAAUUACAGUGGAACAUUUUUACCUGGUUAUAAAAAACCAGAAUUAGAAAUCGAUGAUUUUCUUGCUAAAUUACCCAAUAUUGGUUUGCUUCAUAUCGAUCAUGUUGUAGGUAAUCAACCGGAUAAUCAGAUGGAAAAGGUUGCUCAAUGGUAUGAAAAAGUAUUGCAAUUUCAUCGAUUCUGGUCGGUCGAUGAUAAACAGAUGCAUACUGAAUAUUCUGCAUUAAGAUCAAUUGUCAUGGCCAAUUAUGAGGAAACAAUCAAGAUGCCAAUCAAUGAACCGGCUCCAGCUAAACGAAAAAGUCAGAUUCAAGAAUAUGUUGAUUAUUAUGGCAGUGCUGGUGUUCAACAUAUUGCCUUACGUACAGAGGAUAUUAUUUCUGCUAUCAGUAAUCUUCGUGCACGAGGUAUGGAAUUCUUGAAGGCACCGAAAACAUACUAUGAAAUGAUUCGUGAGAAACUUAAAAACAGUCCUACCAAAGUGGCCGAAGACAUGGCUAUGUUAGAAAAAUUGAGCAUCCUUAUCGAUUAUGAUGACAAUGGAUAUUUGUUGCAGAUUUUCACCAAACCAAUGCAAGAUCGACCCACUCUAUUUUUGGAGGUCAUUCAACGACGUAAUCAUCAAGGAUUUGGUGCUGGAAAUUUCAAAACCUUAUUCGAAUCGAUCGAAUUAGAACAGGAACGACGAGGCAAUUUAUAAAUCGGAAAAUUGGUGGUUUGAUUAAUUGAUUUUGAAUUGAUUUUUUUUUGUUUCUUUCACAUAACUGGAUAAUUCAUGUCAAUGUAUUUUUUCGGGGAAUAAAAUAAAAUUUUUUUUUUUAAAAAA